Messenger RNA from Diabrotica balteata, 810 nucleotides. NCBI's taxonomy places the organism in Eukaryota, Metazoa, Arthropoda, Insecta, Coleoptera, Chrysomelidae. The record is from the annotation of a GenBank genome assembly.
CUAACUUCAGUGGUAGGUGUAACUACACUUUGUAUUAGGUAAAUUUGAGUAUCGUAUUUGCACAAUUUAUAUUUUAGUUGGUAGAAAAAGAGUUCGUAACAAAAAUGUCUAAAAUUAACGAUAGAGAUCGAGUUCCUAAUUACCAAACUUACAAAUUGGUAAUAGUUGGUGGAGGUGGUGUAGGAAAAUCAGCUAUAACUCUACAAUUCAUUCAGAGUUACUUUGCAGCUGACUAUGAUCCUACCAUUGAAGACUCUUAUACCAAACAAUGUGUCAUUGACGAUAUUCCAGCUAAAUUAGACAUAUUGGAUACUGCUGGCCAAGAGGAAUUUAGUGCUAUGAGAGAACAAUAUAUGAGAUCUGGGGAAGGAUUCUUGCUUGUAUUUUCAGUAACUGAAAGAUCUAGUUUUGAAGAAAUAUAUAAAUUCCAUAGGCAAAUACUUCGAGUGAAAGACAGGGAUGAGUUUCCCAUGCUUAUGGUGGGAAAUAAGGUUGAUCUUGAACACCAAAGGGGUGUUUGGCAAGAAGAAGCCCAGCAACUUGCUAGACAACUAAAAAUCCCGUACAUAGAAUGUAGUGCAAAAAUGCGGAUGAACGUCGACAAUGCCUUCUACGAAUUAGUACGAGUCGUUCGAAAAUUUCAAUUGUCCGAAAGGCCGCCUUUGAAGCCGAAUUACAUCAAGCGAAACAAAAAGAACUGUUGUCUUCUUUAAUCAUUCGGUUUUAUUCGUUUUGCCAUCACAUUUUAUCUUAGAUUUUAAACAACGAUCGGAGUUCCAUCACAACAAAUGGAAAAAAUUUAAUUGCCAA